This is a messenger RNA of Sphaeramia orbicularis (orbiculate cardinalfish), 5623 nucleotides long. RefSeq names its product growth factor receptor-bound protein 10b (gene grb10b). The transcript has 17 exons. NCBI's taxonomy places the organism in Eukaryota, Metazoa, Chordata, Actinopteri, Kurtiformes, Apogonidae. The coding region runs from base 365 to 2230 and encodes 621 amino acids. Gene Ontology annotation, molecular function: insulin receptor binding. The record is from RefSeq and is a predicted model, not a curated record. Gene Ontology annotation, biological process: negative regulation of Wnt signaling pathway; insulin receptor signaling pathway; negative regulation of insulin receptor signaling pathway.
AUGAGCUGCCUGCAGUCUUUGCAGCCACUGUUUUCGCCUCCUCCUCCUCCUCCUCCACCUCCACCUCCUUCUCCUCCUCCUCCUCCUCCUUUUGCCUCUGUCUGUCUGUCCAGUCCGGGAAUGUUGACCACCGUGGCCUGAUCCCAUCGCUGUCGAGUGCCCUUUUCAUCUCCAACACUGCCACUCUCUCUCUCUCUCUUUUUUUUUUUUUUUUUUUUUUUUUUUUUUUAAUUCCUCCUCUUGUGCGUCUCUGAGGGUCGCAGCCUGCCUGAACUGCUCUGGCUUUAAGGUUCCCCUCUGUCCAUCUUCCACCCAAACUGAUCUGACCACACAAAUUCUACAAAAGAACCAAGAAGCGCCAAACAUGGCUGUGGCCGGAUGUCCAGAUUACUUCCUGCAUCAUCCAAAUUAUCAGCAGGACAAUAUAGACCGCUCUUCAAAUCACAGACAAGCUGAUCUCAUCGGGCCGAGCUCUCCUAACCAUCAAGAGGAUGAUGUUGAUUUAGAAGCCUUGGUGAAUGACAUGAACUCGUCGCUGGAGAGCCUGUACUCCACAUGUAGUGGUCAGCAGACAGAGUCCACCCCGCUGCUCCACAACGGACAGACCUCUUCCUCACACCACCACCAUCAUCAUCAUCACCAUCACCAUCACACACAACUCAACCAGCAGCGGCAGGGUCAGCACUCACACGUGCCAAGCCACGUAUCCCCAGAGCCGCCCUCCUCUUCCUCCUCGUCUGCAGACUCGCCCCAGACGAGCCUCCGACGAUCACAACCCAUGCACAUCCUCGCUGUCAGGAGGUUGCAGGAAGAAGAGCAGCAGCUUAGGACAUCGUCUCUCCCGGCCAUCCCCAACCCCUUUCCUGAGCUCUGCAGUCCGGCGAGCUCACCUGUCCUCAGUCCGGGGUCGCUACCACCUGGAGAACCAUCCACUGACAAAUAUAUUGUAAAGAUCUUCAGUGAAGAUGGCAUGGGUAAAGUGGUGGAGAUCCCAGCGGACAUGACAGCCAGGGACCUCUGCCAGCUUCUGGUUUAUAAAAGCCAUUGUGUGGACGACAACAGUUGGGCACUUGUUGAACACCACCCGCUGCUAGGGCUAGAGCGCUGUCUAGAAGACCAUGAGUUGGUGGUUCAAGUCCAAGCCUCUAUGAACAGCGACAGUAGAUUCCUCUUCAGGAAGAACUAUGCCAAAUAUGAAUUCUUCAGAAACCCCCUGACAUUUUUCCCGGAGCACAUGGUUGCUUGGUGCCAGGAAACCAAUCGUAUGAUUCCACCAUCUCAACUCCUGCAGAACUUCUUAGCAACCAGUAGCUGUCCGGAGGUCCAGGGUUAUCUGUAUGUGAAGGAGGUGGGAAGAAAGUCGUGGAAGAAGGUUUAUAUGUUUCUGCGCCGUUCUGGACUCUACUGUUCGACAAAAGGAACGUCAAAGGAGCCCAGACAUCUGCAGUUACUAGCAGACCUAGAAGACAGUAACAUCUUCAGUGUCAUCACAGGCAAAAAGCAGCACGGUGCACCCACAGACUACGGCUUCUGCAUCAAGCCCAAUAAAGGCCGAGGGGAGCUGAAGGAGCUGAGAAUGUUGUGCGCUGAGGAUGAACAGGGCAGGACCUGUUGGAUGACUGCCUUUCGACUCUUUAAGUAUGGCAUUGUAUUAUACCAGAACUAUAAGAUUCCUCUACAAAGAAAAACCUUACUAUCACACUUCUCAGCACCUGUGCGGAGUGUAUCUGAGAACUCCCUUGUGGCGAUGGAUUUUUCAGGGAGGAUAGGCAGGGUUAUUGACAAUCCUGUGGAGGCGCAAAGUGCUGCCAUGGAGGAAGGACAUGCUUGGAGGAAGAGGAGUCAACGAAUGAACAUACUGGGUUCCCACAGUCCUUUGCACCACUCCUCAUUAAGUUCAGUCAUCCACAUAGCUCAGCUGUGGUUCCACGGCAGAAUAACCCGAGAAGAAUCUCAUCGCAUCAUCCACCAGCAGGGACAAGUAGAUGGAUUGUUUCUGUUGAGAGUCAGUCAGAGUAACCCCAAGGCAUUUGUGCUCACAUUGUGCCAUCACCAGAAAAUCAAACAUUUCCAGAUACUACCGUGUGAAGAGGACGGCCAAAUCUUCUUCAGCCUUGACGACGGCGCCACCAAAUUCACUGACCUGAUUCAGCUGGUGGAGUUCUACCAGCUCAACAGAGGAGUGCUGCCUUGUAAACUCAGACACCCGUGCACCGUUGUGGCCUUAUGACACCUGCGGAUCAUCUGACACAUGACUCCAAUCACUUGACCUGACUUUGCCUAAAAAACAAAAAACAAAACAAAACAAAAAGAAUCUUUCCGCCGGUUGAUUCUUGUGUUUUUGUCUCUAUAAGAAGCUGGUGAAUUAACUGAUGUUUUGUUGUUGUUGUUGUUUUUUUUAAUUAUUAUUAUUAUUAUUAUUAUUAUCGUGAGUCCGCCAGAGACUGCUGAGAGACGUGUUGGAUUCCUUUUUGGUUUGCAUGGAUGAUGAUGAUGAUGAUGUUGAGGAGUCGGAUGCACAUGAUCGCGAGGAAAUGAACACUGCCGUUUGUGUCAAUGCUGGUGUGCAGAAUCUUCCACAAUCUUGCUACACAUUUUCACCAAUAAGCUUGGACCCAGUGACCCUCAACAUUUUUUUUUUUUUUUUUUUCAUUUAUUACACAGCUCAACCCUUCAACUGGACAAUCAGCAGGACAACUCAAGCUUUUGUGUGGACCACUUUGCUCUCUGAAAAAAACAAAAAAAACAAAAUAGUCUCAUUGAAACGUCCUCAAAGAAUAUACUGUAGAUGGAGAGUUGAUUGUCUCUUAGUUUUGCACUCAUGGAACUGGGAGUGGCCUUUGACGGAGACUUCUCCACUGUCACGUUACUUAACUGUGAGAUGGUGCCACUGCCCUCUAGUGUCAUAGAUAUGUAAGGACAUGUCAAAAUGUAACAUGGAACCGGAGGCACCGCAUGGAGUGUUUUUAAAUCCCUCUGAGGUUUUGACGAUGUGGUUUGGAACCAUUUCUUGGGUCAAACAUGCAAAUAAGAAAGUCUGGAACUUUUGCAAGAAAAGUAUUUUUUAAAUAGCUGACAAUACAGAACCUAUGUUAUAUACAGCCUCACAGAAAAAAGAAAAAAUGUGUUCAUCUCUUGAAUACACAAGGUUUUCGUUUCUUAUUGAUUCAUUAAUUUCAGUUAUGUAUUAUUAUCAAUACUCUCAUUAAUGAUUUGUUCAAAGUCCACCUUCUGCAUUCUGGAUAUUUAACUCUUAAAAUGUCUUCAUAAGCUACAAAUACAGUAAAUCUGUUGCUGUUUUAUUACAUGCUCCAGUUAAUUUAAGCAUUUGCCUUUGGUCUCCCCUUGCAACUUUUACUAAAUGAAUCUAUCAAACCACGGUGUCGUUCAGGGUGAAACAACUAACAAAGCUUAACAAAUUAGACAUGUAAGGUUAAACGUUGAAACCAGGUGAUAACUUGAGGAAAUACAUAUGCACUACGUGGGAUUAUGCUGUUUUUAAUACGGGCAAAGGCAUUAUGCUACCUGUUGUGUAAUAAACUGAGACAUGGAGGACUACAGUAGCACAGGGAGGGAAAACCACUAACAUUUUGGAAGAAUCUAUUUGUCAAAUUAGGAGGAAGGCUCUGACAUGUGUUUUAAUGAUAGUUUCACAGGUUUCCUCCCUGUUAGAAGUCAGCGAGAUGCUGUUAGAGCGAUCCACACAACCUUUUUUUCGGGUUAAUCGUGGCUUGCAAAAACGAGUCGUCGUGCUCUGACUUCACAUCAGGACUAGACUCUGUGCAUUACAUUCCAUAAAAAUGCAGCCUUUUUCUACCUGAAAGUCACGUAAAUACACACUGCCUACUGCACAUACAAUUCAGAUAGACUCCACGAUAAUGUUAACUCUUGCCGCAGUGUAGAAAAAAAAAAAAUGUAAGGAACUAGGGUUUUUAUUACAUAUCAGAGUAUUUCUGUUAAUGAGUUUGUAUUUGUAAUGUACUUCAGCAUCACCUCCUCCUCUACCUGUCCCACACUGUCUCAUCACUCUGACUGUAGCAGCUGUUGGAUGAAGUGAAAACUUGAAAUGUCAGGAUUUCUGACUGCAAAAAAAAAACAAAAAACUGCAGGGCCCAUUUUAAUUAUCUCAACCCAUCAUGAGUGCAGCGAGUCACCUGUAAUUAGAGCAUCAGACUGAGAAAAGUGGGGAUUAAACUCUCACACUGGAUGUACCGAUUGUUCCAGACAGUAAAUUUCAGUCAAAAUCAAUAGUUUGUUUUUUUUUUUUUUUCUAAUUCCAGCCAAGGUCAGUUUGCUUACACAAAAAAAGUCUUCUGAUGGAUUUCCAUUUGUGGUUUAGCAAAGUGUAUGAUGUCGCUCCCUGCUCAAGCUUAGAGAGAUUUCAGCACAGUGUCAGGAGAUAAACUGGAUCAGAUUUCUUUUCCAAUAGAUACUUUUUUUUUUUUUUCUUUUUUCAGCACUGAUUGAUUUUGUCCGGCUAGAGUGAAACUAGACGCAUUUAAACUUGAAGGGCAAACCCCAGCAGUUUUCAAUUUAGGAGGAUUUCAGCUAAUAUAUCCCUAGAAGUCAAUAAUCUAAUCAAACCCGAUCCUUUAAAAAAAAAAAAAGUCCUUAGAAAUGUCUCGACUCAGUUUCUCACGAUACUCUGCAAAUACAGUGGAAAUGUUAAAAGAUUUCAUCGGCAUUUGGCAAUCUCAUUUAGUUGAAAACCUCUUGAACUUCUCCAGCAACAGCCAUUAUAUAUUUACCUGCACGUUGUCUGAGGUAUUUUUUAUCAGCUUAGAUGCAGAAUAGUCACACUAAUUUGACACUCUGUGCAUGGUCACGAUUAUUUAUCUAAAAUGCAAGGACUCAAUCAUUUUUUAAGUAUUAUUUCUCAAAAUGUAUUUAUUUAUCUGGAUGUGACUGAUUACUUGAAGAUUUUAAAUUUCUUUUUCUCAGCGCUGUUCUGUACUGUUUUCUUUUGUCAUUACCAUGAAAUUAUUGACCAGUGUGAUUUAUUAUUACUAUUAUUAUUGUUAUUAUUAAUAUUAUUUUAUUUUUGUGAUGACAUAGCAUCUAUUGGUGUUGUUUCUUUUUUUUUUUUUUUUUUUUUUUUUUUUAGUUUUAAUUAUUCAGAAAUAUUUUUUGUCAUCAUCAACACUUGUUAUGAAGUGAUGUUUUAAAGCACACUGGUAUCCAUAGUGUUAAUGUUGUCAUUCCAGUAGAUGACAGGUAGAAUGUUGUGGGAUUGAAAGCGAAAAGGUACCUGGGUUUCCCAAAGCAUUAGUAACCACAUUCAAUUUUUUUUUUUUUUGUAACUUUUAUUAAUUAUUGUUUAUUUUUUUCCCAUUUCUACAAAGAUAUCUUAGUUUAAGAAUCCCAUCUAUUUCUUGUUAGAAGCCUCCUUUAUUUUCAUGAUCACUCUCUUUUUUGGUGACUGAAGUUAGAGGGAAAAAAAAACAAACAUGGAUUGAAAAAUGAUAUAGAACUGUAAAUGUUUUGGGAAACUGGCUCCAGCAAGCUUCACUACUUUAAAAGUUCACUGUUAAAAAACAUUGCCUUGAAGACAGAAUUGUAAAAACUUAGAUGUAGGAAGUUUAACCUUUACAGUCAAAGUGAAAGGCCAUAAAAUGCACAAAAA